Durusdinium trenchii is the source of this 1889-nucleotide messenger RNA. The record is from the annotation of a GenBank genome assembly. NCBI's taxonomy places the organism in Eukaryota, Dinophyceae, Suessiales, Symbiodiniaceae.
UUUCAACCUCACCGCCAUGAGUGCUGGGUUGGAAGCAGAAGCGGAAAAGCUUCUUGAGACCCAUGGCAUUGGUACUGGCAAGCCACCUGCCGACCCAAGAGCAGCCGAGCUUUUCCAUCAGUUCUGUGAUCGCUCAGAGACCACACCUGUGGGUAUAGCCGUGGAGAAUCGAUUUUUCUCUGGAUUUCAGCACAAUGAAAUUGAUUGGAGCAAGCCAGUCCAUGGUUUGCUGGUGGAUUUCAAGGGUGAUAGCAUGCAAAUUGGCAUGCUGCUGCAGCAUUUGGAGGCUUUGAGUAGCCACCAUGUGUGCUAUGGUUUGGACUAUGCAUCUACUGUAACUGUAUUAAUUAUCAUCUAGACAUAUUAGUUAUAUCUAGACUCUAUACACACAUGGCUGGGGCUGCAAGGGACUGUUCAUGGCCAUGUUCGAGCCCUUACGAUGAACUGUGUUCGAGUCAAAAGAACGAGGCCUCUGACGAGCAGUAUGUAUUUCUUGGAAAUCCGCCGCCCUUCAAUGGUGGGUGGCAUUUCACAGCUCUGGACGAUUUUGAGCACGCCUUGGAGCAGAGGAGAUUGGAUCCAAGAUGGAAAGGCAUUCGCAUUUGGCACAAGGUGAACUAUGUGCUAUCAACAACAGUCAGUGGUGAGCCUGCUCUAGUGCCAAAGGAGAUGUUUGAUCCCAAGAACAAGCAGCAAGGUGCCAUUGCAAUUAGCGAGAGCUUCAAGCUGACCACGGUGUUUUUCACAGGUGGCUUGAUGCCGCAUACUCUAAAUGCUACCUUGCUGUCAGAUCAAAGCGAUGCUUGCGCUGCUCUUAUCCGGUGCAUGGAGCUUGGAACACGGUUUGCAGCCAUUGGGCAUGGCUUGGACGUACUUUUGGCCCUGGGCAAAGACAGCAGCCCCAUUCGGGGCAAGAGAGCUGCAGUUUUUCCCAACCAGGAGCAUUUGCUGCAGAUCCAUGGUGUGGAAGCUAGCGGAGAUCCUCUUUGCAUUGAUGGAACUCUCGUCACUGCGAGUUUCUGGGGUCAGGCCACCAUGCAGCCAUUCUUCGCCGCAGUCAAUCUGGAAGCACCGUCGCGGAGUUCCCCGUCUCUGCGAGCAAUCCGUCGAAGUACCACGGAGACUGCUUUCUGCUUUGAUGCCGCAAAGAUGGCGCAUUGCUCUGGGAGCUGCCUUACAUCGGACCCAAAGGCGCCCACAGUGGCAUUCUUUGUGGAUGAUGUUGCAGAUCCUAUUGAAACAUACACAAUCAUCAACCACUUGACGAAGCUGCAGUUCAAUGUUCAUUUCAUCAGUCACAGCGAAGCUGAGGGGUGUGGUGGCACUAAAAUGCGGCGCGUCACGAGUGAAACGGUUUGGGGGAAUGCCAUGUAUGCCUUAAAAGACUGCUGCUGUGAAGUUCCCACUCUCCCAGCCAACCUGGUUGACACAACACUGCGCUUCGACGGCUUCUUUGUAGCUGGAGGGCAGUGCCCGUACUAUAUGAUCAAUGAUUCUUCCAUCCGAGCGAUUAUGGAUUCAACCCCCAUUGCAGCGGCUGUGUGCCAUGGUCCAGAAGCCUUGAUUGGGACAAAAUGGCUGCAUCCCAAAGAGGGGGAAGUCGGAAAGUUUGUUUCCUACUAUGGUGCCUGGAUGAGUUUUCGGGAUGUGCUACACGCCUAUGAAAGGAAGAAGCCUGGAGAGAUUUGUGUUGACGCAUCUGGGAGGCUCUUUACUGGAAAUGCUCCAAACGCCACCAGCGCGAUGGUAGAACGAGCAUGUGAUGCCAUUUUGGCACUCACAAAGUAGACUGGUGUGGCCUAUGAAAGUUGCAUCCAAACGUGACAACACGCCACGGAUCCAAAAGGGACGCCUUCUUUCAAUGUUGGACUUCAAACAGUGUCUCAUCA